CCCAGGCUCUUCUCUGCUUUCGAAUCCAACAUGGCGGUCGGUCCUCGAGAACUGGCGUGGUAACAAGCGAGAGAAAUGUUGUAUCUUGUUGGUCUUGGUUUAGGAGAUGCCAAGGAUAUCACGGUUAAGGGACUAGAAAUCGUUAAAAAGGCAGACUACGUCUUUCUGGAAGCAUAUACCUCCAUCCUUUGUGUGGGAAAGGAAGUGUUGGAAGAAUUUUAUGGAUGCAAAAUCGAGUUAGCUGAUAGGGAAACUGUGGAACAAAAUUCUGAUCUUCUUUUGGAGCAUGCUAAGGACAAAGAUGUGGCUUUCUUGGUUGUUGGAGAUCCAUUUGGGGCUACUACUCACGCAGACCUCGUGUUGCGAGCAUGUCAAAUGAACAUUUCUUACCAAGUCAUUCAUAAUGCUUCCAUUAUGAAUGCAGUUGGAUGCUGCGGUCUUCAGUUAUACAACUUUGGAGAGACAGUCUCCAUUGUUCUGUGGACAGACAACUGGAAACCAGACAGUUUUUAUGAUAAAAUUGCAUCUAACAGAAAACAAGGUCUUCAUACACUCUGUUUAUUAGACAUAAAGGUUAAGGAACAGUCCGUGGAGAAUCUAAUGAAGGGUAGGAAGAUAUUUGAACCGCCACGCUACAUGAGUGUGAAUGAAGCUGUAAGUCAGUUGCUGGAUGUGGUCAAUAACAGAGAUAUAAAAGGGGAGCCUCCAGCUUACACAGAAUCCACAAUUGCAGUGGGCCUGGCACGAGUUGGUGCAGCCAAUCAACAGAUAGUAUGCGGUAGCAUGAAGGAGCUGUUGUCACAUGACCUCGGUCCGCCAUUGCACUCACUUAUUAUACCUGGACACUUACAUUUUAUAGAAAAAGACAUGCUUAGACUAUUCGCUUUGAAUCCUAAUAUACUUGACGAAAGCUGACCUGACAGUAAUUCUAGAUUGGUUUUAACAAAAUGAGAUCCACCAUGCCUAAAUUUUUCAAGUUCGUCGUUUGUAAUCCUUGUUAAUCUUCUCCAUCCUAAACAAUCCUUGUUCUAGUUAACUAUAAUUUUCAGAUUUCCUUCAAUCUAAAGGUAACUUUAUUCGAGGCCAAGAAAACUCAAAAUGCCGUGAAUGAGCUCCUUGUAAAGGAGGCUGCCUCCCAGAACAUCUUCAGAACAUUUACCAAUUUGCCCACUGAUGUUGUUUCGUUCGUAAUCCGUGUUAAUCUUCCCGAGUCCUAGCCAUCCUUGUUUAUUUAUUUUCAGUUUAUUGUUACUUCUUUAGUGUUUUUCUUCCUGAGUAAACAAUUAUUUGAGUUUUCUUUUGAUUUGAAAGUACAGUAAUUUUGAACAUCAGAAAAGUAGGCUUCGAAUCGACGAGAACUUGCUGUUGAAAAGAGCUCAGAUUUUACUCGCUCUCUUCUUUGAAAACCAGCUCUGUCGAGUUCAAAUCUUCUCAUCGAAUUUUACACCUGCUCAAAUUUUGUCUUGCGUGCCUCCUAGUCAUGUCACAAGCAGACGAUAUCAAUACAACAAAAGCCCGAAAUCCGUCUGUGUUCGCAGGCUAUGUCAACCCUCGCUUACUCUCAGGUCGUUUGACUGUGUCCAUUCGUCCAAUUGUUAUCCUUUAGUGUACUUUAGUCGACUCUCGUUCGGGUUUGCCUGUGGGAACGCCAUGUUGAAGGGAUCAAGACUCUCGUCCUCUCUUUUUUGUGGGGUAUGGAUUGGGAAUUUUGGAAUCGCUUACCAAUAUUUUUACCCAUCUAGAUAAUAUUUAGGUCGGCACCUUCAUACUGAGUCGUUGGCUUAGAUUAUCGUCUUCAAAGACACCAUAGCACUUGUUUUUCUAGCUGGGGGGGUCAACAAGGCUUGAGCCACGCCUAGAUUGGUUUCUUUUAGGGGUUUCCACUUCAAAAGUUUAUGAUGUAAAUUUAUUAUGGGAGCCGUCGCGUGAACGGUCGAUCACUAAAGGCACCGGUCUAGUGUUCACGCGCAGCUCGUCCCGUUUAGGGCAAGACCAGUUCUAAAAAUUGACCUGCUUUUUAGUAGGUCCAAAAAUGUGAUGCGGCUUGGCAGCGGGAAGACACUACGCAUAGCAGACAAAGACCAAACUGGUCCUCAUUCUUGUCCCAAGAACCAUCUGUCCGUUUUGGUCGGCGGAACCCUGGCGCGAGGAAAACGUAGCAGUCUGGAGACACAGUAACUGCUUAUAUAUAUACUGGACUGAGAUUUUCCCUUAGUCAACUCUGGUUUUCUUCACGAAAAUGUCCUCUGGUUGAUCUCUACUGAGCUUCGACCGUGCGAUCAAAUCACUACAAACCUCGACAGAUUUUAACAAAGGGAGUUAAAAGAGAAGUAAAAUUCUGACUGGAAGUGGCGAAGUUUCCGUUGUUCAAAGCCCGAUUAUUCCUAAACAUCGAUUAAACGAAGGGUUAAAUCUAACCAUGCUCGCUAGGUGGAUUAUACGAUUAAUUCCUUAAUCGGUAGAUUAAAAAACAAAAGUCACAGCAAAAAUGGCUAACUUGUUGUAUGGUUAUGUCGGUGUUGAUGGGCGAAGCUGAAAAGAAGCAAAGACAGUUUAGGAGCACCGGGUUUACGAUUAAAAGAUAUACAGACGAAGAAAAUACGACAGAAACAAAAGUCCAAAGUCCGUUAAUUUUCACUUCGCUGUGUUUCUUAGCGAAGUACAGUGAAACCUGUAUUAAGCGGACCCCAUAUUAAGCGGACACCAGCUUGAGUCCCUAAUUUGUUUUCCUACAUUUACAGUAAAAUAAGCCCGCAUUCAGCGGACACCCCUGUUACGCGGACGCGGACACCAAUAUAAAGUCAU
Messenger RNA from Orbicella faveolata, 2805 nucleotides. Its product is annotated as diphthine methyl ester synthase-like. Gene Ontology annotation, molecular function: diphthine synthase activity. NCBI's taxonomy places the organism in Eukaryota, Metazoa, Cnidaria, Anthozoa, Scleractinia, Merulinidae. Gene Ontology annotation, biological process: protein histidyl modification to diphthamide. The record is from RefSeq and is a predicted model, not a curated record.